AUGGCUCCCUCCAAGUUCACCUUAAUCCAAUCAAGUGGUGGAGAGGAAGUAAUUAAAGAAGAGGAAAAACUAUGCCAAGAAACCAAGGAGCUAAUUCUCACCCUUCCAAGAGAAAAAGGUUGGAGAACACCUUAUCUCUAUUUAUUCCAAGGCUUUUGGUGUCAACCUACAGAGAUUGAAGCCAUAAACACUUUUCAAAAACACUUUCAAGCAAAGGAGAGUGAUGUUCUUGUGGCUACUGUGCCAAAAUCAGGUACCACUUGGUUGAAAGCUCUUAUAUUUGCCACUUUGAAUCGCCAGCAUUUCUCCUCUUUCAACAAGAACCACCCUUUACUUAGUUCCAAUCCCCAUGAUCUUGUACCCUUUUUUGAGUACACACUUUAUGCUAAACAUGACAAGGUUCCUAACCUAUCCAACAUGUCUGAGCCAAGACUUUUUGGUACACACAUUCCUUUUGCGUCUUUGCCCAAUUCAAUUAAAGAGUGCAACUGUAAGAUAGUCUACAUUUGUAGGAACCCUUUUGACACUUUUGUCUCUUCUUGGUUUUUUGUCAACAAAAUCAAACCAGACUCAUCACCCAUAUUAACUCUUGAGGAAGCUUUUGAAAUGUACUGUGAGGGGAUAGUUGGGUUUGGCCCAUUUUGGACUCACAUGUUAGGUUAUUGGAAGGAGAGUAUUGAGAGACCAAGCAAGGUUCUAUUCUUGAAGUACGAGAAACUCAAAGAGAAUGUCAGUUUUCAGCUGAAAGGGGUGGCUGAGUUCUUGGGUUACCCUUUUACCUCAGAGGAAGAAAGUGGUGGUGUGAUUGAAAACAUAAUUAAGCUAUGUAGCUUUGAGAAGAUGAAGGACUUGGAGAUAAAUAAGUCUGGAACAUUUGGGAGGAACUUUGAAAAUAGGUUCUUGUUUAGGAAGGGUGAAAUAGGGGAUUGGGUUAAUCAUCUUUCACCUUCAAUGGUGGAGAAAUUAUCCCAAGUUAUAGAAGACAAAUUAGGUGGGUCUGGUUUGUCAUUUAGAGUGAACUCUUAG
Messenger RNA from Abrus precatorius (Indian licorice), 1026 nucleotides. Its product is annotated as cytosolic sulfotransferase 15-like. The transcript has a single exon. Gene Ontology annotation, cellular component: cytoplasm. Gene Ontology annotation, molecular function: sulfotransferase activity. Gene Ontology annotation, biological process: sulfation. The coding region runs from base 1 to 1026 and encodes 341 amino acids. The record is from RefSeq and is a predicted model, not a curated record. NCBI's taxonomy places the organism in Eukaryota, Viridiplantae, Streptophyta, Magnoliopsida, Fabales, Fabaceae.